ACUCGCAAUCAAAGAAUGGCGAAUUUGCUCAACAGUAAUUUAUGGCCCCAUCGAGUACAAUGGUUUUAUUAUGGCUCAAUUGGAUCGAUGCCAAUCAUGUCACAUUUCACUCAACGAUUCAACAGUCUUUAAUUAUAUCCUCCAAAAAAUCGCCGCCGAAAUGCAUACGCGCCACGGUGAGACCUUCACGAACGACAUAGUUAAAUGUUGUACCUUCCUCCUCAAGAAUCGUUUCAACGCCUUCGUCAAAUUCAUCGAACUACUCAGGGUCAACGACUACAACCGUCAGACCACACUUGUGUCGGUUGACCAAACAUAUGUCACGAGUGCAAAGAACAAAAACAAGGCGGAACGUGCAUUGCACAAUUUCUUCGUCGCUAACGGGUUUCCCUACUACGACACAUGUGAGUUGGUGUUUGUGGAGAAAAAAGCAGGGGCGAUAGAGUUUAGCGAUAAACAAGGUUUCGACAAAGACGACAAUCACAAUUGACGAAGGAGUUGGAUCGGGCGUUGAGGCGGAUGAAGACGACGGCCCAUUCGAGCUGCACUCGUGACAUAAGUUUGGUCAACCGACACACUUGAGAUCCUACGGUUGUAGGUGACCCCGGGCAGUUCGAUGAAUUUGACGAAAGCGUUGAAACGAUUCUUGAGGAGGAAGGUACGACGUUUAACUACGUCGUUCGUGACGGUCUCACCGUAGCUCGUUCGCAUUUCGGCGGCAAUUUUGUCGAGGAUAGAAUUAAAGACCGUUGAAUCGUUGAGUGAAACGUGACGGAGUUGACGAUCCAACUGAGCCAUAAUAAAAUCGUCGUACUCGAUGGACCAUAAAUUACCUUUGAGCAAAUCCGUCAUUCUUUGAUUGCGAGUUUUCGACAUUAGUAGCUCUUAAUAAAUUAAAAUAUUG
Erythranthe guttata (spotted monkey flower) is the source of this 904-nucleotide messenger RNA. Lineage: Eukaryota; Viridiplantae; Streptophyta; Magnoliopsida; Lamiales; Phrymaceae. The record is from RefSeq and is a predicted model, not a curated record.